AAAUAUCAAAGAGGGCUUUCAGAAGAAGAAAUAAGAAUGAGAAGAAUUAUGAAACAGCUAUCAUGGUAUUCAGGAGACUUGGCAAUACCAAGACUAGAGCGUCCAGAUAUCAAAGACCAUAAAACAGUAGAUUGGUUGCACGUUACUCAGCAUUCUAACGAUGAAACGACAGUCUUACAUUGA
Molecule: messenger RNA, 183 nt
Organism: Paramuricea clavata
Lineage: Eukaryota; Metazoa; Cnidaria; Anthozoa; Malacalcyonacea; Plexauridae
Source: the annotation of a GenBank genome assembly